GGGAGUAGUGGUGUACCGUUGGUCGUAGCAGGUGAAGCUGAGCAGACUACGCUGCGAGCGGCGCCUGUGAAGCGAUUCCUGUGGUCGUCAAAUUCAUACUCUGCCCUGCUAAGGGCGGACUUUUCUGUGAGAGUCAUCAUGAUGAACAGCUCUUCUGCAGUACAAGAAAUAAUGGCUCCUAGAUUGCUGUUAGUGACAUGACAUGACUUGCUAAUGAAGAGAUCAGGAUUUCAGUUUGUUAAAAUGAGCAGUCGUAAAUCAAAGAGUAACAACUUAAUACAUGCAGAGUACCUGUCACAGGUACAAAGAAUUUUACGGGAAAGAUUUUGUCAUCAGAGCCCACAUAGUAACUUAUUUGGAGUACAAGUACAAUACAAACACUUAAUUGAGCUGCUGAAAAGAACUGCUAUCCAUGGAGAAAGUAACUCUGUUCUCAUUAUUGGACCCCGAGGAUCAGGAAAGACCAUGUUAAUAAACCAUGCUUUGAAAGAACUAAUGGAAGCAGAAGAAGUGAGUGAAAAUGUAUUACAAGUUCACCUAAAUGGACUACUGCAGAUCAAUGAUAAAAUUGCCCUAAAGGAAAUCACAAGGCAGUUAAAUCUGGAAAAUGUAGUUGGAGAUAAAGUUUUUGGAAGUUUUGCUGAAAACCUUUCAUUUCUUCUGGAAGCUUUAAAAAAAGGUGACCGGUCUAGUAGUUGCCCAGUGAUCUUCGUAUUAGAUGAAUUUGAUCUUUUUGCUCAUCAUAAAAACCAAACACUGCUCUAUAAUCUGUUUGACAUUUCUCAGUCUGCACAGACUCCACUAGCAGUUAUUGGUCUUACAUGUAGAUUGGAUAUUUUGGAACUCUUAGAAAAAAGAGUGAAGUCACGAUUUUCUCACCGGCAGAUACAUUUAAUGAAUUCAUUUGGUUUUCCACAGUAUCUUAAAAUAUUUAAAGAACAAUUAUCUCUACCUGCAGAAUUUCCAGACAAGAUCUUCACUGAGAAGUGGAAUGAGAAUAUUCAGUGUCUCACAGAAGAUAGAAGUGUGCGGGAAGUACUUCAAAAGCAUUUCAAUGUCAGCAAAAACCUGCGGUCAUUACACAUGCUAUUGAUGCUUGCUUUAAAUCGUGUAACAACAUCACACCCAUUUAUGACUGCAGCAGAUGUGAUGGAGGCAAACCAUUUGUGUAGCAUGGACUCUAAAGCAAUUAUUGUACAUGUAGGUCUGUCAGUCUUGGAAAUCUGUCUUAUAAUAGCAAUGAAUCAUUUAAAUGACAUCUAUGAAGAGGAGCCCUUUAACUUCCAAAUGGUCUAUAAUGAGUUUCAGAAGUUUGUUCAAAGGAAGGCCCAUUGUUAUAAUUUUGAGAAACCUGUUGUCAUGAAGGCUUUUGAACACUUACAACAGUUAGAAUUAAUAAGGCCCAUGGAAAGGACUUCGGUAAAUACACAGAGAGAGUACCAGCUGAUGAAACUACUUUUGGAUAAUACUCAAAUUAUGAAUGCUUUGCAGAAAUACCCCAACUGUCCUACAGAUGUUAGGCAGUGGGCAACAUCCUCACUAAGCUGGUUAUGAAUAUAACCAGUGGCUUCAGUUAAUGGAGUUUCAGGCAUUCUUCUGUAAGGAACUCAAGGCUAUUGUCCUUUAGCAAGAUAUAUUAUUACAUUUUCUUAUAUUUAUAAAUCUGUAUUUUUGUAUUUAUGGGGACUGUUACACAUGUAGUUGUCUUGACUGUGUUCUUGCCUUUGAAUCAUGAGCAGUUACAUGAUUUAUAAUUCCAGUGAUUUGGAUUAUGUUGUAAGUAGCAGUGCAAAGAAAUAAAUGUGACUGUUUCAGGGAGUGAACCAUAUGCUUAUUUAACACUUGUCAAGUAUUUAUGCGGUAUAUUUGAAGAGUUCGUUUCAACCCAGCAGCCAAGUGUUUUUACAAAUCCUAAAAGCAGUAAAGAAACAAUGGUAAGAGUUGAGGUGUACUGAGGAAUCUUUUGGUCACUGGGAGGUGCCACAUUUUCUUUUCUCUAUCCAUGGAAAUUUUGGAUUCUACCCCAGGACCCAGGUCUUCUGGUUCAGGAGACUGACCAGUUUGGCAGAAGAUAGUUCACAUGGAAGAAAAAAGUGAAAAGUUUGAACAUGAAUUUCUUCCAGGCUUCUCAAAAGAUGGUACUUAAUCAUAUCAUCUACAAAAGAAUCCCUUGUAGAAUUUUUUAAAAGCAAAUUCUUCCCAGUUUCAUUAAAGAUGUCCAUGAAAUGUUUAAAAAAAAAAAAAAUUCUUGGGCCUCUCCUAGGCCCCAAAGGAUCAGAAUUUGUUUUUAACAGGGAGUUUAGGAAAUGCCUGGAAACCAUUCCCACAAUUAAUGGGAAGUGUUUGGCACUAUUGACUAAAUUUAUUUGUAUCAAAAAGUAAAUCUCUAAAGGGAAUGUAGAAAUGCUCACCUUAUAAAUUCAGGAGUCCAAGAACUAAUUCCAGGUAUCUGUUUAGAAUGAAAUUUAAUAAGCAUUUGCCAAGUGUGUAGUGACUUCAUUUAUUCAAGAAUAUUUGAUUACAUACUGUUUUCAAAAGGCAGUCUCCAUCCUCGUGUUGUUCAUAAUCCUUUUAACUACCAAACGCCCUGUGAUAUUCAGGGACUAUUUACAGUUGAGAAAACUAACAUUGUAGUGGCAAGUGUUCAAAAUCACACAGGAAGAGAAUGAUUGACAGACCCUGGAAUUCAACUCAGGUUUGACUGACACCAAAGCCCCACUAUCAAGAACUAAAAUUCAUUAACUGGUUCUCGUCACGUAUUUUUAAGUAUGCUCUAAGAAGUGAUUUAUCUGGUUUUCAGAAGUAUCAGGUAUAGAUUGGACUGUAAAUAUUUCUGUGUGAAAAAAAAAAAAUCUUCAGUUCAACCUAUUUUUUUGCAGACGUAGCUGUUCCUUCCCCUGCCUUCUAAGUCUUCAGAUCACUGUCAUUUACUUUUCAGCAGUGUCUCAGUAAAGGUAAGGCUUACAUACUGGUUCUGUGCAAUAGUCUACAGAUUUUUAGGGGAUAUUUUGCCAAAAUACUUAGCAUUGGUAGCAUCACUGCUACUGGAAGCAGGAUUUUACACUUGAGCUAGAGUUUUCCCUUUAAGAAAAUUUUCUGAACUAUUUUAGGGAAGUAUUAUCUGCCUUAAUGGCAGUCACUGUGAACGCAUCUAAACAACUUUAUUUCAGACUGCAAAUUAUUAGCUUAAGAUGCCACUAAAAGGCUGAAAGCUCUCAUGUGCCUUCCUGGUUACAGAAGACCUGCAGAAGAUCCACCAACACCCAGUAUACAGAUUAGAAAACUGUAAGUCGCAGGGUGAGUUUUCAUUUUCAGUGAAACAAUUCUUAACGCAAAUUAGAGAAAAGGUUAGCAAAACAGGUGAGGAAGAGUGUUAGAGGUUUCAGUGCAGUUUUGACUCACAUGACCUUUCCAAGUACCCUAUCCCAAACAGGAUCUUCUUCAAAACAAAACACAAACACCUCCAGUUCAUGUGGUGAAUGGCUCUGAGGAAUUGAAACUUGCUGGUCCAAACAUACCAUAUCCUAAUGCUAUGUAUGUUGAGUAUAUACUAUGUAUUAACUUUCAAAAAAUCAGUUUAGCAGAACAUGCUGUGGAAACAAUUUCAGUCUUUCGGUAGCAAUUCAGUGCACAUUCCAUCCUAGUUUGCGUUUUCACUUGGUUUAGAAGGCAGUGCGGGUUGAGAAUCCAUUGGUGUGAACGACGACACAGUGCUCCCGUGGGGUUUUCCAUCCCUUCUUUUGAAAGCCACACGAUAAACAAAAGCCUUGGCAACAUUAAAAAUGUAAUGAAAGCUAGCUUCCUUGAUGAUUACUCUUACUGAUUACCCUAAGUGAAAAUACCAGAAUGUUCCAUUCAGUCAGUAAACUAGUUAAUAUCCUUUAGGAAGAGUGGUUUGUAUAUUGAUGACAAUUUCCUAAGCCACGUUUUUCUGUUUCCAUAUGAAAAGACAAGGUACCUAAUGCCUGCUAGCCUCUGGUUUCCUAAACUGGCGGGACUAAUGUACAUACCUUGUGGGGAAUACAAUCUGCUUAGACGGUAAAGGGGGGAA
Zalophus californianus (California sea lion) is the source of this 4051-nucleotide messenger RNA. RefSeq names its product origin recognition complex subunit 4 (gene ORC4). Lineage: Eukaryota; Metazoa; Chordata; Mammalia; Carnivora; Otariidae. Gene Ontology annotation, biological process: DNA replication initiation; DNA replication. The record is from RefSeq and is a predicted model, not a curated record. Gene Ontology annotation, cellular component: nucleus; nuclear origin of replication recognition complex. Gene Ontology annotation, molecular function: ATP hydrolysis activity; DNA replication origin binding.